Molecule: messenger RNA, 888 nt
Organism: Symphalangus syndactylus (siamang)
Lineage: Eukaryota; Metazoa; Chordata; Mammalia; Primates; Hylobatidae
Product: rho GTPase-activating protein 20-like
Molecular function (GO): GTPase activator activity
Source: RefSeq, a predicted model, not a curated record
GAUCUACUUCCCAUCACUGCAAUACUGCGUGUGAAAGAGCAGGACCCAUCAAGGCCCAGUUACGAAGAAGACCAGAAGGGAGUUAAAAGAAGAUGUUCUAUGAUAAACUGGGCCUUUCGGUGGGCCUCUAGCACCUGCCAAGACGACCUGUGCAUGGCUCCACCAGCCCCAAACCCAGGACAGCUGUUUGGAGCUUCUCUCAUGGAUGUUUGUGAGAAUGACAAGCUGCCUGCCCCUCUGCUGAGGAUAUGCUUUCCUUUAUCAAUCAAAAAGGGCAAUACACAGCGAAAAUUGGGCAACAUAAACUCAUGUAGAGUCCUGAAGGAGAAACUCGAUUCAGGAGAUAAAGUAAACUUGGACAGCGAGUCUGUUGUCAUGGUGGCCUCUGUCUUUAAGGUUUCUACUGUACAAUUUCUCAUUGAAAACUGUCUCAGCAUAUUUGGAGAAGACAUCACUUCCCUCUUGGAGAAGAGCUCAAUGACUUGUGACAACAGUGAUGCUUCAGGUACCUUGAAAAAUUCAGCUGGUUUUGAUGAGAAACAGUCAGCGGGGCUGCCAGGAGUCAUGAGAUAUGCUUAGGCAGUGGCUGUCCUGGAUUCCAGGGCAAGCCCCAAGCACAAUGAUGAAGGACCCAGGACUCCAUCUGCUCAUUCUUCAUAAGGUUGGCUCACAGGUCAUCUGCUGAGAAGGUCAUCUGCUCCUCCCUCACUGUGCUCACUGAAUGAGGACAUUCCGAGAUCCCACCUCCUCCCGUUUGAACUUUCCUUUUCCUAAUCUCAUGCAUCUGUGUUUGAGAAAAUCUUCCCACAUGAUUUUCUAUCUUCCCAUUUUUUCCAUGUUGUACUACGUUAUUACUAUUAAUAAUAAAUGCACAUAUUGUGUAUAUGC